AUGGCGGUGCGUGAACGCGCGGCGGCAGCAAUGGCCGCUCUGGAGCGGCGGGUGCCGAGUCUCGAUGACUUCGCGGGACAGAGCUGGAGCUCGUGGGUGGAACGGGCCGACCUGCCCGCGGCCGACGGGGCUGAGUUGGAGGAGAGUAACAAAAACACAAAGAAGUUGGAUGCCAUGACCCUCAUUAAAGAAGACAUGUCCAUCUUCGGGCACUGCCCUGCCCAUGACGACUUCUAUUUGGUUGUGUGUAACCACUGCAGCCAAGUGGUGAAGCCUCAAGCUUUCCAGAAGCACUGCGAAAGAAGACAUGGGCCCCUCAGCAAGCUUUACGCCCGGGCCCCACCCCCACCUCCAGCCCCUGCCAGCUCUCAGAAAUGCCAUGUAGUGAAUGGGCAGGGCCCAGCUUGUAGGGCCCCAGGUUCCACCAAAACCUCCAGGGAGAAGGGCCAGGGGUCCCGGAGCCGUGGCCACCAGCCUCCUGAUAAGACACAGAAGGACAACCUCUGCCUUUUCGUGCCUGUGGUGAAUCUGGAGAAGAUGUCCAGUCUCCCGAAGCCCGAUGGACACGGAAUCAGGGUGGCCCCGCCCUCUGCUUUCCUCAGCCAGCCUGGCGGCCUCACCAAGGACUCCCCUGGAAAAACCCCCAUGGCAACCCCUUCUAAAGAACCUCCUGGGAGAGAGAGCAUCGAGAUGACCCCCAGCGAGGGCCCCAGUCACCGGGCUGAAGGCAGCCCCCCUGAAAAGGAGCCUGGUGGGGCCAGACUGCCCCCCAAAACCCACCGGAAGAUGGCUCGGAAGGAGUGCGACCUCAACAGGCAGUGUGGGGUAAUAAACCCAGAGACCAAAAAGAUCUGUACCCGCCUGCUAACCUGCAAGAUCCACUCAGUGCACCAGCGCCGGGAGGUCCAGGGCCGAGCCAAGGACUUUGAUGUGCUAGUGGCAGAACUGAAGGCCAACUCUCGCAAAGGGGAGUCUCCCAAGGAGAAGAGCCCAGGGCGCAAGGAGCCCACUCUUGAGCGCCCCUCCCAGGAGCCCCCCUCUUCAGUCCAGGUUAUGGCAGCGGCCGCCCCCAGCAGCACCUUCUCUGCUCGCGCCAAGCAGACCUACCCAUACUGUGCACUGCCCAGGUCCCGGGCCUCCUCUGAGAGUGAGUUGGAUGAUGAAGGCCCCUGUGGUGGUGAUGGGGACCCAGGCCUGUUCCCCUUUCCCCUGCCCCGGGGUGGGGCCCAGGCCUCCAGCGAGGAGAGUGAGGAGGAGGGGACAUCUGACGACCUCCACCUCCCCCCUGACUGCCAUUAUGCAACCCGGCCCCCGCGGCCACAGGCGUUCUGCACGUUUGGGAGCCGGCUGGUGAGUCCAGGAUGCUACGUGUUUAGCCGCCGGCUGGACCGGUUCUGCUCAGCACUGAGCUCCAUGCUGGAGCGGCACCUCAGCUCACACAUGUGGAAGAAGAUCCCACCGGCGGCUGAGCCUCCAUCCCACCUUGUCAGCUCCGCACUCGCUGCUCCCCUGAGCCCAUCCUCUACUGGCAGCUGCCCCCGCCUUCCAGGCCCACCCCUCAGACCUGCCUGCCCAGCCUCCACGCCCCCCGCCAAGGACGGCCUUGUCCCCAGCUACCCUGCAGGCUCCCCCAGUGUGGCAGCUGCCUGCAGCCAGGCGGAGUGCAUGGGUGGGAGCCAGGCCAUCACCUCACCACUGCCUGCCAACACGCCAUCCCCAUCCUUCAGCAAACUCCCACCUUCGAAGGCCAGCAAGUCAUCCAAAGGCAAGGAUGGGGCUGAGGUGGAGGCCCCUUCUCGAAAGCGAAAGUUAUCACCAGGCCCCACUACUUUCAAACGGACCUGCAUCCUGGAUCCCCCUGGAAAAGGCAAACCCUCUGGCUGCCGGGGCCUUUCGGCCAAGACUAAAACUGCCCUGGGCAUGGGGCUUAAUGGGACAGUGGGGCCAAGAGUGAAGCGGGCAGGGCCCCUGGACUGUCGGGGUUCCCCUCAUCAGCCCCCUACUCCAGUCAAGGCUUCUCAGCUGGACAACCGGGGAGCGGCUGGACACCCAGCCAAGGCCCUGCCAACCAAUUGCCUCUCUGAGGAGGAGGUAGCCAAGAAGCGGAAAAACCUGGCCACUUACUGCCGGCCAGUGAAGGCCAAGCACUGCCAGGCUGGCGCCCCUGCUGAUGCGGCCUGUUCUGUGCGCCGCAAGAAGCCGGGUCCAGCCAUGGCCUUUGAGGAGAAGUGUUCUACACUGAAGGUACCAGCCCAGCUCCCUGAAGAGCAUGGGCAGGGAAAAGUCAGAAUGGACGAGGGUAGAAUACACAGUGGGGACCUGACACAGAGAAGGUGCUAAGUAAAUGUUUGUGUAGGGAAGGGAUGAAAGAGGAAAUUGAGACAGUUCCUGGGCCAUCUUCUCUAGGGAGAGGUAGGUCAGCUCUUCGAAAGGUAACCUAGCUUUUGUUUGAUGGGCCUCCCUCUAUCUCCAGCCCUCUCCCUUGAGCUAAAGAGAUGCUGCCUCUCCCCUGCCCGGACCCCUGCUUCUGUUUUAAUCAAAGGGCCACUUUCUGAAUUGGCUGUGGCCUUCACACCAGGAACUAGAGCUACCUCUGUCCCCUGAAGGAAAGGCAGUUGGACUCCAUGAACUCUGAUGGGAAAGGUUUGGGCAAUGGGGUGGAGUCUGGGUUGCCAAGCUGUGGCCCGACAUGCUGGGCAGCAGGGUGGGCAGGCUGGUCCAGUUCUUUGGUUCUGCCUCUGGGCAUCAGGGCAUGCAAGGGCAGGAACACCACCCAAGGUCCACAUACGUAUAUGUGUCCACCUUGCACAUGUGCCCACUUCCGGGUUUUCAGGGGCUAGGCGAGUUUUCCAGGGUUUCUGGUAAAGCCAGCAGCCAGGUUUAUGUGCCUCUUCUGAUGGCAGCCCUGGAGUAGCAUUAUAUGGGCUAUCCAUUUGAUCUCAGCCAGGAGGGACUUACUGGCGGUGAGACAGGGGAUGCCCUUCCAGUUCAGGCACGGGCCAGAUGUGUACCAUAUCCUCUGGCACCCAUAUGAAAGGGUUUGGGGCAGUGCCCCACACGUGUGUGCAUGUGUACAUGGGUGUUUUCAGGCUGUCCCUGUUGGGCUGGCAUUCAUCUCUCCCUUCACCCUUCACCCGGCUUCCCUCACCAGCCCAGCAGGAGAAAAGCAAGCUUUAGCUCCAAUGGUCCACACAGUGCACGGGUAGGAGGCCUGCUAGGCCCCCCAGCCUGACCGUGUCUCUUGCCUCUUGUCUUCCUGCAGUCUAAAGCCCAUUAACAAGAAAGUGCCUGCCCACUGCGAUGGAGCCGCCAGCACCUCCUCCCCUCCAGAUCCGGGCCCCAGGCUGCUGCCGCUUUUUAUAACUUUAUAUUAUUUUUUUUAAGAAAAAAAAAAAAAAACUCUUUAAAAUACCUCAAGACUGUCUCCCUGUUCUGUUGCUGCUAAGAAAAUGUAAAAACAGAAACGUAGAAAAGGAAGGAAAAAGAUGUAAUAAAAUGAGUGUCCUUGCUGUCCCCAUCCGCACCCCAAGAGGCCAAGAUGAUGGGCAGCCAGACUCCAGCUCCCAUCUCUUGCCUGCAGAUGUCUCUUAGCUCUUAUAUUUUUGUCCUUUUAAACAAUGUGGAAA
Messenger RNA from Lynx canadensis (Canada lynx), 3626 nucleotides. RefSeq names its product ataxin 7 like 2 (gene ATXN7L2). The transcript is spliced from 10 exons. NCBI's taxonomy places the organism in Eukaryota, Metazoa, Chordata, Mammalia, Carnivora, Felidae. The record is from RefSeq and is a predicted model, not a curated record. The coding region runs from base 1 to 2340 and encodes 779 amino acids.